AUGGUACCGACUCCAAAACCCUCCAUUCAGUGUCGAGACAAAUCUGGUUGUGGGUUCUACCAUGACGUGACAGGGAGAUUACUAUGCCCUGUUGAUUACAACUGGAAUGAUGCUACGGUGCAACUUGCCAUUCGCUCUUACCAUCCUGACUAUCAUGUAAUGUCAUACUCUUGGCCAUCAUUUCUAUACAAGGAUGGACAAUACGACGCAAUCAAUCCUACAAAAGGAUUCCUCAAAGGUGAACUCCUUCUGAAGGCGGUCAAACAUAUAUUUACAUCUCCUACUUCAGCAGAAGAAGACCCAGAAACGUCACAACCUGACACUAGCACCAAGACACCUUCACAAGUCCAUCUCCCUAAACGUCAGAGGACUGCAGGAGAGAGGCGCACACAGUGUGAUGUUGCAGGCCUCCUGCAAAUGAAAUCGAUGCAGCCUAGAGCUCUUGCAUAUGCGGCCGUUCAGCUACGUUUUGCAUUGUCCAGUGCAGGCGCAUGGCGGAUUAUUGAUGAUGACUUCAACCACAAUGAAUUCUAUCACAACAUUGUCGAUUAUUUCGAACUUCCUUCUUCACCGGAUGCAGCACAAGAUGUAGAAAACCUCUUGUUAUGGUGGAACCGGUGA
This is a messenger RNA of Suillus plorans, 621 nucleotides long. RefSeq lists its product as uncharacterized. Lineage: Eukaryota; Fungi; Basidiomycota; Agaricomycetes; Boletales; Suillaceae. The record is from RefSeq and is a predicted model, not a curated record. The coding region runs from base 1 to 621 and encodes 206 amino acids. The transcript is spliced from 5 exons.